Odobenus rosmarus divergens (Pacific walrus) is the source of this 1467-nucleotide messenger RNA. It is a transcript of the gene AMDHD2, whose product is annotated as amidohydrolase domain containing 2. Lineage: Eukaryota; Metazoa; Chordata; Mammalia; Carnivora; Odobenidae. The transcript is spliced from 11 exons. Gene Ontology annotation, molecular function: N-acetylglucosamine-6-phosphate deacetylase activity. The record is from RefSeq and is a predicted model, not a curated record. Gene Ontology annotation, biological process: N-acetylglucosamine catabolic process. The coding region runs from base 83 to 1312 and encodes 409 amino acids.
CGCUGCCCGCAGUCGGCGGGGUGCGCGGGGAGCGGGGUUCGGCUGUGGGGCUCCGGGCAAGUGCCCGCUCGGGUGGCUCACGAUGCGCGGCGGGCAGGACGAGGCGCGGGCCCCGGUGCUCCAGUUCACCAACUGCCGCAUCCUCCGAGACCGGGCGCUGCUCAGGGAGGAUUUGUGGGUGCGUGAAGGCCGCAUUCUGGACCCGGAGAAGCUGUUUUUUGAGGAGCGACGAGUGGCGGAUGAGCAGCGGGACUGCGGGGGCUGCAUCCUGGCGCCCGGCUUCAUCGACGUGCAGAUCAACGGUGGAUUUGGCGUUGACUUCUCCCAGGCCACGGAGGACGUGGGUUCGGGGGUCGCCCUGGUGGCCCGGAGGAUCUUGUCGCACGGAGUCACCUCCUUCUGCCCCACUUUGGUCACUUCACCACCGGAGGUUUAUCACAAGGUCCUUCCUCAGAUCCCUGUGAAGAGUGGUGGUCCCCAUGGGGCAGGGGUCCUCGGGGUGCACCUGGAGGGCCCAUUCAUCAGCCGGGAGAAGCGAGGUGCACACCCCGAAGCCCACCUGCGCUCCUUUGAGGCCAACGCCUUCCAUGAUGUACUAGCCACCUACGGGCCCCUGGACAACGUCCGCAUCGUGACGCUGGCCCCCGAGCUGGGCCGGAGCCGAGAGGUGAUACGGGCACUGGCGGCCCGUGGCAUCUGUGUGUCCCUAGGACACUCGGUGGCCGACCUGCAGGCCGCAGAGGAAGCUGUGCAGUGUGGGGCCACCUUCAUCACCCACCUCUUCAAUGCCAUGCUGCCUUUCCACCACCGUGACCCAGGGAUCGUGGGGCUCCUGACCAGUGACCGGCUGCCACGAGGCCGCCACAUCUUCUACGGGAUGAUCGCUGACGGCAUGCACACCAACCCUGCUGCCCUGCGCAUUGCCCACCGGGCCCAUCCCCAGGGGCUGGUGUUGGUCACCGAUGCCAUUCCUGCCCUGGGCUUGGGCAACGGCCGUCACACACUGGGGCAGCAGGAGGUGGAAGUAGAUGGGCUGACAGCCUACGUGGCAGGCACCAAGACGCUGAGUGGCAGCAUAGCCCCGAUGGACGUGUGCGUCCGGCACUUCCUGCAGGCCACAGGCUGCAGUGUGGAGUUGGCCCUGGAGGCUGCGUCCCUGCACCCCGCUCAGCUGCUGGGGCUGGAGAAGCGCAAGGGCACCCUGGACUUCGGGGCCGAUGCAGACUUCGUGGUGCUCGAUGACUCUCUCCACGUGCGGGCCACCUACAUCUCGGGCGAGUUGGUGUGGCAGGCGGAAGAGGCCAGGCAGUGACCGAGGACCACAGCCGGAAAGGAUGCCCAGCCUUAGCUGGAUGCGGUCAGGGCUGAGCCGUGGAGGAGCUGGUCUCCAGGGAGCGAGUGGGCGCCCUGCCCCAGGUGGAGGCCUCCGCUCAGGAGGCAGCUGGAUAAACACGCGCCCAGCAGGGA